GAUGUGCCAAAAGGGCAUUGAAUGGGAUGAACCACUUCCUGGAGAGUUAAGACCCCAAUGGGAAAGCUGGUUAAAUGAUCUAAAGAACCUGGAAAAGCUUCAGAUCCCAAGAUGUUUCAUUCACAAAGAUCUGGGAAGAGUGCAGAGAACUGAACUCCAUCACUUUUCGGAUGCGAGUAGCCAUGGCUACGGUCAGUGCACCUAUAUACGAUUGCUCAGUGAAGACAAAGUCCACUGCUCUUUAGUCCUAGGUAAAGCGAGGGUUGCACCCACAAAGAUUGUUACCAUACCUAGACUCGAGUUAACAGCUGCAGUGGUCUCCUCAGCAGUCAGUAGUAUGCUUAGAGAAGAGCUGGAGCUCAAAAUUGACCAAGAAUAUUUUUGGACUGACUCUAAAGUAGUCUUGGGUUACAUCAAUAAUGACGCUCGAAGGUUCCACGUUUUCGUUGCCAAUCGAGUCCAAAGAAUCAGAGAAGCAACAGACCCUGCACAGUGGCACUACAUUGAUACAGACCAAAAUCCAGCAGAUCAAGCAUCCAGAGGCCUCAGUGUUUCAGAGUUGAUUAGUUCAGACUGGCUUACUGGACCAAAGUUCUUGUGGAGAAGAGAAAUUGUCAUGUUCAAGUCAACUCCAGAGCUCAUGGUGGGAGAUCCUGAAAUUAAAACAAUACAGGUUCUGAAAACCAAAGUAGUGCAAGAGGACAAUUUCUUGGAGAGAUUUAAUCGCUUCUCAAAAUGGCAUACAGCAUUAAAUGUGGUUGCUCGGAUCCAGCUCCUAGCAAAAAGAGACAAAAUACCAAAGCCCAUAAAUGUUGAAGACUUGAGAAAAGCCAGCAUUGUGCUCAUAAAAUUAGCACAAAGAGAUGCCUUCAAAAAGGAAAUGGAAAUACUGAGCUAUGACAAACUGCCAAAUAGCCAUCCAUUGUUCCAGCUUGACCCAGUGCUACAAGAUGGUGUCCUUAGGGUGGGAGGGCGACUUAAGAAAGCUAACUUACCUCUGGACUUGAAGCAUCCAGCUAUCCUACCUAAGGCAGGCGUGGUCACAAAUUUAAUCCUGGGUUACUGCCAUGAAAAAACUCAGCAUCAAGGCAGAGGGCAAACCCUCAAUGAACUGAGAGCUAAUGGUUACUGGAUCAUUGGUGGCAGCAAAGUUGUAGCCAACUACAUAAAACAAUGUGUUACAUGCAGGAGAGCUCGCAGACCAACAGAAACACAAAGGAUGGCGGACCUACCUAUUAAUCGUACUGAACCAUCACCACCCUUUUCAUACUGUGGAAUUGAUUGUUUUGGGCCAUUUCACACCAAGCAAGGUCGCAAAGAGCAAAAGAGGUAUGGUCUCAUAUUCACCUGUCUUUCAUCCAGAGCAGUUCACAUUGAAAUGUUGGACGACUUGACGACGGAUGCCUUUAUAAAUGCCCUACGGUGUUUCAUAGCUAUUCGUGGAGCUGUGAGAGAAAUCAGGUCUGAUCAAGGCUCAAAUUUUGUUGGGGCAAAAAAUGAACUGUCAAGAGCACUAAGGGAAGUGGAUAAAGACAGACUGACUGCUUACCUAGCCCAAAAACAAUGUGACUUCAAAAUGAAUGUGCCCGAUGCCAGUCAUAUGGGAGGUAUUUGGGAAAGGCAGAUCAGGACCGUUAGGAGUGUUCUAAGCUGGGUCUUAUCGCAGAGUGCUGGCAGAUUAGAUGAUGCUUCUUUAAGAACAUUCUUCUACGAAGCCAUGUCAAUUAUCAACAGCCGCCCACUGACCGUCAACACACUUAAUGAUCCAAAAAGCCUAGAGCCCCUUACCCCAAACCAUUUACUUACCGUGAAAGCUUCUGUUCCGUUGCCUCCACCAGGAAAAUUUGUAGCAGAAGAUAUGUAUGCCAAGAAAAGAUGGCGCAGGGUACAAUAUCUUACAGAGCAAUUCUGGUGUAGAUGGAGGAGAGAAUAUCUUGCAAACAUCACCCUCAGACAACGCUGGCAUUCUCCAAAACGUAAUGUGAAGAUUGGAGACAUUGUUUUUCUCAAAGAGGAAGAGAUUCCACGCAAUGAAUGGAGGCUUGGAAGAGUGAUUGAUUCUUGUAAAGAUGAAGAUGGAUUGGUGCGAAAGGUCACAAUACAAAUAGGAGAUAGAAAGUUAGGUAAAGAGGGUAAAAGACACAAUAACCUUUCCAUUCUGCAACGUCCUAUCCAUAAGUUAGUUGUACUCAUAGAAAACAACUAAAGUGUGUUUCAUUAGAAAUAAUUUAAACACUCACACAUAAACAAUAGAGUUUUGGAAACCUUAAAUGGAUGUAAGGGUUUUAUAAAUAAUUGUUUCUGGUAUGUUGUUCUGGAAUUACUAGAUUUAUUCAAACAUGUACAUUAAGUUUUUCAUAAAUCAAAGUAAUUGGUGGGAGUGUAAAUGUCUGUAAGACAGUUUAAAUGUUUUUUGUUAUUAAUUCAAGUUCAUUUCAAUUAAUGAAAAUUUAAACCGAAGGUAAAAAUGUAACAUGUAAUGUUAAGGAAGUGUAUGUGCAUGUUUCUUUAAAACUACGUGAUGUACACGUGACGCCAGUGUUCUAGCGCGGGACUAUGGAAUUGUGGGACAGAGUGUAGCAACGACAUGGACACGUUAACAUGCUGACAUGAUCGGCUUCCACAAAUAACUACGAUUUAUCUGCAUGUGGUUCAAAAGGCGCACACGUUUUCACGGUGUUUGAAGAGAGAGCGAGUGAGAGAGUGUGAAAAUAAAUUCAAACGACAUCAGUACGAUGCGUGGGCAUUAUUUUAUUGAACCAGUGC
Messenger RNA from Paramisgurnus dabryanus, 2766 nucleotides. Lineage: Eukaryota; Metazoa; Chordata; Actinopteri; Cypriniformes; Cobitidae. The record is from RefSeq and is a predicted model, not a curated record.